Molecule: messenger RNA, 3257 nt
Organism: Aptenodytes forsteri (emperor penguin)
Lineage: Eukaryota; Metazoa; Chordata; Aves; Sphenisciformes; Spheniscidae
Gene: DNAJB12
Product: DnaJ heat shock protein family (Hsp40) member B12
Exons: 8
Coding region: 402-1307 (301 amino acids)
Biological process (GO): cellular response to misfolded protein
Cellular component (GO): endoplasmic reticulum membrane
Molecular function (GO): Hsp70 protein binding
Source: RefSeq, a predicted model, not a curated record
GGAGAAGAAUGCGCUGCUUUGGUGAUCCACUGUGGCUCCCGGACUGUCCGGCUGGGUAGGCCUGGGAUUUUGGUGGAGGUUGCGUGCGUUGGGAGAAGCAGGCAAUAUCUACAGCUGUAGCCCUCACAUCUGGGCAAGAAGCAGCAGGAGCUCAAGGGUUGGGUGAAAAGGUGAGGGUCCUUCUGACAAAGGGUGGGGGAUCUUAGAGCAGUGGCAGAGAUGAAGAGGGGUCUCUUUAUGGGAGAGUGGGAAGGGCAGGUUGAGCUUGGCGGUCUCUUAACUUCUUUUUUUUUUCUUUUCAUCUUUUUCUCAUUUCAGUUCUGCUUGAAUCACUCAAGAAUGAGCAAUCAGCCAAUGGCCAGUCCCAAUCCAGGGAGUCCACAAAUCCUCAGUUCAAGAAAAUGAGUGGAGACUUCCCAUCGGCCAACGGAGAGGCUGGGGGGGAGGCCCCCAAGGGCUACACUCAGGACCAGGUGGAUGCAGUGAAGAGGGUAAAGCAAUGCAAAGAUUACUACGAAAUUCUGGGAGUAAACAGAGAAGCUUCUGAUGAGGACCUGAAAAAGGCUUACCGGAAACUUGCACUGAAAUUUCACCCAGAUAAGAACCACGCACCAGGGGCUACCGAGGCAUUUAAAGCCAUUGGUAAUGCGUAUGCAGUGUUGAGCAACCCAGAGAAGAGGAAGCAAUAUGACCAGUUUGGAGAUGAGAAACUCAACCCUGCUCGGCACGGACACAGUCACUCGGACUUCCACCGCGGGUUUGAGGCAGACAUCUCCCCUGAGGACCUCUUCAACAUGUUUUUUGGUGGUGGUUUUCCUUCUAGUAACGUUCACGUAUACAGCAAUGGCAGGAUGCGAUAUACCUACCAUCAGAGGCAGGACAGACGAGAACAUCAGGGUGACGGUGGCCUUGGGUUGUUUGUCCAGCUGAUGCCUAUCCUCAUCCUGAUCAUUGUGUCUGCUCUCAGCCAGAUGAUGGUCUCCAGCCCACCCUACAGUUUGAGCCAGAGACCGUCUGUGGGUCACAUACACAAGAGAGUGACAGAGCACUUGAAAGUCGUCUACUACGUAUCCGAGAACUUUGCAGAUGAAUACACGGGCACGAACCUGAAAAAUGUUGAAAGGAGUGUGGAGGACGACUAUAUUGCAAACCUUCGAAAUAACUGCUGGAAAGAGAAGCAGCAGAAGGAAGGCUUGUUGUACCGGGCACGCUACUUCGGAGACUCGGAUCUGUACCAGCGAGCACAGAAGAUGGGCACUCCCAGCUGUAGCAGACUGUCAGAUGUUCAAGCCUCUCUGCACGGAUAGUCACCGCCUGCCUGCUCAGCAGAGACUCUUGGAAUGCCUGAAGACUUUUGGUGAAGUGCACUGAGCCGAGGUGACAGACUUGAUAUUUAAAAGAAUCAAACCUUAUCUUAAAAAUGGAAUUGGAGAAUUAGCAACGCACAACUGCCCUCUUUCUUCUCUCUGCCUGUCUCCGCCGUUCGACCUACGUCUCAGGCAGCGAUUAGGACAGGAAAUCAAGCUGCCCGUCUUCCUCCUUCCCUUCCGACACUGCUAGCGUGCGACAGUCUCGUUGCUCCUGGGAUCCCACAACCCCGAGAACAAACGCGUAGAGUGUAAAAUAACACUAACUGCAGAAGCCAUGAAGCAAAAGGAGACCCUUCGCGACUGCGCUGGUCACUGCCGACGGAGAGAGAAAUUUGACAAUUUGGUGAUAAAAGAAAACUUUAGAUAAAAGAGAAGAAAAUAUAAUCUAUUUAGAAUUAAUUUAUAGCUGUAUAUAUAUUGUACUUUUAAACUAUGCAGGGGUUGGAUGAUUAAAUUAUUUUGUUUUCUGCCUGGUUUGGUAAACAGGGAAGCGGGAAGUCUCUUCCCAGGGUGUCUCGCUCUGCAGCGCUUUCCUGCCUGACACACUAAAACAAGAAUCACUUCGCAGUUACUGUAUUUUGCUUUCUGGAGGACCGCGGCCUUCUGCGGCUUAGGAUGUCGAUACCUGCCUUUCGGGUUUUAAUAAAAGAAAUUCCAAAUCUGUAGGGGGUAACAAAAGAAAUCGGGGAGACUGUCCAGAUUUGUGGUGUGGUUUUGCAGUGUUGGCAGAAGCUGCAGCGGGUCAGCUGAGCCCUGGCGUCGCACUCGGUGACGGGAAGGAUUGUCCUGGAUGGUUUUUGCUCAUCAGUUGUUGGGUUUAUUUGUGCACUUAACUUCUUUUUUUGCAGAGUCUGCUUUUAUUUUGCCUCGUAAUCAGCGUGCGGCAUUCGUUCUGUAAAGAGGGCUUUCCAUGAGCCGUCUCCCUUUGUUGGUGGUUUUUUUUGUGUGUCCUACACUUGGGGUUCCUCGCCCACCAGCGCUCCCGUUUGCAAUGUGGCCACGGCCUUGACGCCCUCUCUCUAACGUUUCCUAGAGAAGACCUGUGAAAUACUGCUAAUUCAUAAGAAACGGAGCUUUCUAUUGCUUCUGUUGAAAGAAGUUUUGCCGGGGGAGAUCGGAGAGUGCGCCUGAUCUCUCCUCAGACCCCUCCUGAGCUCUGCAGCACGUCUCUCACUCGAUCGCCGUCGGGCAGGACCAGCGUUAGGGCGGUGGGAGGGCACUCGAGGUUAGGAGACAUCUCUUCAAAGCAAAACUGGCACGAGCGGAGCUACCUCCCGUGGAAUAAACUGGAUUUUUUUUUUUUGGUACUCUGCAGUUCAUUUUUGUCUAAAGACAUUUCCAGUAAUGACCGUCCCCUGACACCCUCGGGGGAGUAAAAGCGCGGCGGUUCCCACGUGGGGUGGCAGGGGCUGGAAGGGGUGAGAGGUAAGGUGGUUUUAUUUCUUUAUUGUUAGGAAUCCACAUGCUCUGUCUUCAGCUAUUUAUUUAUUUCGCAAAAUAUCAGCCCUCCCGUUAACUGCAAGCAUUGUUAUCCCACAGCCACCACAACUUGGACCUGAUUUUAAGGGUUUUUUUUUCUUUUUUUUUUUUAAAUGAUUCCUCUACCUUUGGAAGGAAUUGGGUGGAAGUAUGGCACUUGGAAACAGCUCUUAAUAGAGGCACAGGCUAACCGGCAUGAAGAGAUCACGGGGAGGGGGUUAAACAAAAAUCGUGUUUGCAAAAGGUGCUGUGUGUCUUGCACAACGGCAUUCCUCGCCCAAAGCCUGCCCGCCAAAACCUUUUGAUUUUUUUUUUCCCCCCAAGUAGAUCUCCAUGGGUAAUAACGAGCGAGAAGGCGUAGAUCCUAACGGAUGGUCACAGAGGCUGUAUCUCUCGAUUUAGAAUUAA